Messenger RNA from Hibiscus syriacus, 554 nucleotides. Its product is annotated as 40S ribosomal protein S5-like. The record is from RefSeq and is a predicted model, not a curated record. Gene Ontology annotation, molecular function: mRNA binding; structural constituent of ribosome; rRNA binding. Bases 1 to 522 code for a protein of 173 amino acids. The transcript has 2 exons. Gene Ontology annotation, cellular component: ribosome; cytosolic small ribosomal subunit. NCBI's taxonomy places the organism in Eukaryota, Viridiplantae, Streptophyta, Magnoliopsida, Malvales, Malvaceae. Gene Ontology annotation, biological process: translation; ribosomal small subunit assembly.
AUGUCGUUCCUCGUGUUGUCUCCUGUUUCAUCUCCUUCUUCUUCUUCUGCUUUAUCAUUUGCUUCCUCGUUGGAUUCUGAAAGUUUUGUUUCUUUUGCCUACUGUAAUAAUCCUCCACUGACUUGGCCUGCUCUGAGUAUGUAUAGACGAAACAAUGGGAAGAAGCUUAUGGCAGACAGGUUUGUGAAGCAUGCCAUGGAAAUUAUUUAUCUCCUGACUGAUCAGAAUCCAAUUCAAGUCAUCGUUGAUGUUGUUAUCAACAGUGGGCAUCGUGAGGAUGCUACUCGAAUUGGUUUUGCUAGUGUUGUAAGGCGUCAAGCUGUUGAUAUUUCUCCACUUUGUCGUGUGAAUCAAGCCAUUUAUCUCCUUACCACUGGUGCUCGUGAGUCUGCAUUCAGAAACAUUAAGACCAUAGUUGAAUAUUUGGCCGAUGAACUGAUUAACGCCGCACAGGGAUCAUCUAACAGCUAUGCCAUCAAGAAGAAGGACGAAAUUGAGUGUGUUGCUAAGGCCAAUCGUUGAGGAAUUGGAAGGAGCUUGCUUAAUCCAUGGAA